This is a messenger RNA of Uloborus diversus, 1331 nucleotides long. Its product is annotated as ribosomal RNA processing protein 1 homolog A-like. Gene Ontology annotation, biological process: rRNA processing. Gene Ontology annotation, cellular component: nucleus; preribosome, large subunit precursor; preribosome, small subunit precursor. The coding region runs from base 397 to 1209 and encodes 270 amino acids. NCBI's taxonomy places the organism in Eukaryota, Metazoa, Arthropoda, Arachnida, Araneae, Uloboridae. The record is from RefSeq and is a predicted model, not a curated record. The transcript is spliced from 9 exons.
UGUUAUUUUGCUUCUGUGCGUUGUAAUGCAUAGCAUUUGUCUUUGGUUUCCUUCUGGGGAGGAGUAAGUUUGGCUACAAAACGAAAAAAUGGCCCAGAUAGGGUCAUGGAGGAAAAUGUGAAAGAUAAGGUCACUAAAAGAAACGAAUAUGUUUACGAGGCAAGUUUAUCUCGAACGGAUAAAAUGCAAGCAGCGCUGGGAAAUGGAGCAACUAAAAGUAAAAUUGUCAUUUUUGGAAUAAAUAUUUACCGAAGAACAAGGGAAUGAACUUCAGUAAUGAAAUUGGCAAAAUAGUUAAAAAAAAAAAGAUGACGUUUAUUUCACCAGAAAUGGAAAAAUCAUUGUUACAACAAGCAGUACUGAUACCAUUAAGAAGCUCUUAAAAGAAACUUUGCUAUGGAACUUACGCCAGAGGUAGAGUUUGCUCAAAAACUUGUGUCGAACCAGCCGAAAGUUAGGGAGAAAGUAUUGAAACAAAUUGGAAAAUGGUUGGCAAUCAAGUCUUCUGCAGAUGAAGCAUUUACAGAGGAUGGUAUGCUAAAGCUAUGGAAAGGACUUUUUUUGUACUUUUGGAACUGUGACAAACCCUUGUUUCAAGAAGAAAGAGCUGAUUUGAUAAGUAAAUAUAUUCAUGCUUUCAAAAAGACCAAGUAUUCCUUUUUAUAUAUGGACACUUUUUUCCAAACCAUGUCAAGAGAAUGGUUUGGCAUUGAUAAAUACAGAAUUGAAAAGUUUAUGAUGUUUGUCAGAAAAUUUUUACGGGAAUGUUUUGAACUUCUUAAGAGAUCCGAGUGGAAUUUUAAACGUGUGAAACAGUUUCGAAAAGUUAUGAAGAAAACAGUUAUCAGUCCAAAAUCAGAAAGUGCACCUCUUGGGCUAAAAAUUCAUAUUUGUGACAUAUACAUGGAAGAGCUAGCAAGAGCAGGCUCAGAACAGCUAACUCCAGAAAUGAUCACAUGGUUUUUAAAUCCAUACUUAAUUGUCUUAUGGAAGUGUGAUGACUCAUCUUUCCUUGAAAAUGUAUCAAAAGAUGUCUUCCUAUACCUAUUAAAUCAAGAUGCUGAUGAGCAAGAAUUUCAUAAAUUUCCUGUUUUAAAGUUUGAUGCAACUGAAAUUCAAAAGUUGUUAUUGGAGCAUGCAACAAAACCAACAAUCAGAAAAUUAAAUAGGAGUAGGAUGUAUGAUGUUAUUCAAGAGUUUCAUUAUUAAGCCAGAAUAUGGGAAACAGUCAAAAAAUCUACAUUAUUUUUGGAGUACAACAGACUAUUGCCAUAAUACUGGUCAAUAAAUCUCAGGCAUCACUUUGUAAAUAUAUGUAAAUAAAAAAAAAC